Messenger RNA from Dimorphilus gyrociliatus, 3361 nucleotides. Lineage: Eukaryota; Metazoa; Annelida; Polychaeta; Dinophilidae. The record is from the annotation of a GenBank genome assembly.
UUAAGGCUUCUCAAAAAGAACUAGAUAGGGGACAGUUUUAUAUCAUUUAUAUAUUAUUCCUUUAUAACAUUGUAAAAGCUAUAUAAAAUUAGGUGUGCAUGUAAUAUUUAAAAAUGAGUUUGACCUUAAUUAUUGUGAUUAAACAAGAAAAAAUAACACCUUUUAGAUAAAUGUCAUUCUCUGAGCAGUCUUAACUUAAGAGAAAUAAAUGUGUAUAUUUUCAGUAAAUGUUUCUUAAAGUUAACUUUAUUGUUACAGACAGUAGGAAAUGAUAAAAGAUUGUAUGCUAAUAUUAUAAAAUAUAUGCAGUCUACUAUAUUUUUUUAUAUAUUGUAUACUUUAUUUAUAUAAGUCAUCUAAACUAGUCAAAAAUAAACUUUUGGUAAGAACAAAUUCAGAGAUCUGGGAGAUUUCUAUCCUAAUUUAUUAUCCUUCAGUAAAUUACUCCACCGACCCUGAAAAUCAGCAACCAAUCAAGGUAAUUUUUUUAAUCUAUAUUAUUUACAAACUAGCUAGACAUCUGUCUAAAUUUCUCGGCUUCUAAUUGUUUCGCUCUUCAUCUAGAAGGAUUAAUUAUAGAUUUUUUUCAGAGCUAUUAAAAGUGUGUCGAAGGAGAUAUAAUUAAUAUACUUGUUUACCUCAUAAUGCUAAAUGGCAAACUACUUCAAGUUUAAUAAAUUUUCUUUUUCAAGUUUAUUGUAAUAUAUUCUGAUUAAAAAGUCAAAUUGAAAAUGAGAGGUUGAUUUAUUUUUAACAGAAGCUACAUGUAAAUCACAUGAAAAUUAAUACAUCUAAUAAUAAGCAAUACAGUGUAAUAAAUAAUACAAGUAUUUUUAGAAAUAUGAUUAUGAAGUUUUACUUCAUAUCGUUCUUUUAGCACAAAAUACAUUCUUUUUAGAUAUAGAAGAUUUCAAUUGAUUGCUAUGAAAUACAAAUUAAUAAAAUGCCCUGACAAGUGAAAUAGAUUAAUUAGUAUCUUUGUUGAGUCUUGUAUUCGGAAUAAAUUUAUACCCUAUAGUUUUAUUAUGACUCUUUUAAUAUAUUUUCAUCACAAAGAGAAAAGAAUGCUAGAAGUGAUCAAAGAUAAGUACUACCUAUUUAUAACCCUAUUAUUUAUCAAUAUAAAUUUAGUAUCUAGUAUACAUAUAUAUAAAUAUAGCAAAAUGCGAUUGCCUUAGGUAAUAUUUCUUAUUACUUUAUAAAAUAUUUUUAUAGAUUGAAGUUCAAACAACAAAUUUUUUUAUUUUAUAGUCUAAACAGUACGCGAACAAUCGUCAAUAAGUAUCUCAGUUUAUCAAUAGUCCUUUUUUUAUUGACGCGGAAUCAUGUGUUUUAACCAGUAAUAUAAGAAAACCACAUUUUAACUCAAUACAUUAACUAUCAAGUAGGAAGAAGAAUGCCCUACUCUGUAAUGAAUUUGAUCAUAUUUCUCAUUUCUAUCAAAUACGCACUGUCACUCUCCGACAUACAUUUACAUAGAGAAAUGGAAGAAGGAAGAAAGCGAAGUUUCAGGCUUUCGUUAAUAACGUCCUCAAUGAUAUCUGCUCUUAAGACGACAAAAGCUAAUAAAGUUGUUUUUUUUGGCAAUAAUACAUUUCUUGAGAAUGAUUUAAUUGAACGUACAAACAAAAUUGGAAAGACAGCUAUUUUUAGCAAUGGUCAAUGGUUAAACGAAUGGUCUUCCAAUCCGGAAAUGUAUGAAUAUGUUAUAUAUACUUCUAGUCUUAAUUAUGUAAAAGACACCUUGUUAAAGAGUCGUAAAUUAAAAAUACUUGGCCCAUUAUUUAAUUGGCUAAUUUACAUGGAAAAUUAUGAUUUUAAAGAAAUUGAGAAGGCCUUUACUAACUUACUAUACCCAGGUGAUAGUAUUUUAUUACUUAUUGAAAAUAACGGUAUCAUAGAAUACUAUCAAUGGUUCGUUGGAAACUUUAGAUUAAUUGGUCAUUUUACAAGAGAUAAAAUACGAAAAAAUGCUCCAUUUUUUCUCCCUUUUCAUGGUUUUUACGGGCGAGAAUUCACAAUUGUUGCUACUCCAUUGGAUUUCCUACAAUUUAGAAUUGUUAGAAAGGGAAAGGUGUUUUAUGUUGGAAUAUUUUUUAAUAUUUUUAAUAUGUUAGCUGAAAGACUAAAAUUCAGGUAUAGAAUAAUUGAACCUAAAGAAGCAGCUAUCGGAACUUUAAUUAACGGAACUUAUAAUGGAGCCAUGGGUAUGAUUUAUAGAAAGGAAGCUGAUAUUGGAGUUGGAGCUUUUACUGUUACGGCUCAGAGACUGAAAGCCGUAGAUUUUCUCUCAGUUACUCAAACAGAAGCCCUGACAAUUUUAAUGAAAAGGCCAAAUCCUCAAUUAUUGUCCAGUGUAUUUUUCACACAGACUUUUAAAAUUGAAGUAUGGAUGUGUUUUAUAUCUUCGGUUACGCUAAGCUUUGUAGCUUUAUUAUUUUUCUCGAAAUACAACUUAAAAGAAGAAGGAUUUGGUCUACGCGUCAAAUCUUUUGACGAAGACUAUUCUCUUUUUAGACACUGCUUUUGGUAUGCAUUUGGAGCGGCUAUUAAUCAAGGCGGAAUAUUACCAUCUGUUGGAAAGACAUCCGUAAGAGCUUUAGUAGGAUCUAUGUGGUUGACUUGGAUCAUGAUUACGGCUAUUUAUACUGGAAAUUUAGUAGCUAUUAUGAGCGUUAGAAAGUACAAGUUACCUGUCAAUAAUCUUGAGGAUGCUGUCUCAAAUAAAGAUUUUAAAUUAAUUAUUUUAGGAAAUUCUGGCCAUGAGACAAUAUUCAAAACAGCAGAUUCGGGAGUAUUCAAAAAAGCAUGGGAGAAAAUAAUCCAAGAUCCGCAAGAAAAUAUUGUACCUGAUCUAAAAACUGGUAUAGAAAAAGCUAAGCAAGAAAAUACCGGAUAUAUCAGUACUAGAUCCGUUGUUAAUUUAGUAUCUCAUCUAGAUUGUGAAUUAACAACAACCGACGAAAAGUAUGACUUUCUUCCAAACGGUGUCACAUUUGCUGUUCAAAAAGGGUGGGGCUAUCAAAAUCUUUUUAACAAGAUAUUGCUAGAAAUCAGUUUGGAGCCGGGAUUAAAUGAAAAAUGGCUCAGGACAUAUAAUUUAACGCAGAAUCCUAGCUGCAAAGAUUCUGAUUCGACAGAAUCUAAUGCAAUAGAUCUUGCAACAUAUUCUGGAUCUUUUUACAUAAUUGCGAUAGGAUUCGGACUUGCAUUGCUUUCAAUUACCAUCGAAUUUAUCAAGUCAUAUUUACACUUUAAAAAACUCCGAAGAACUAUUCAUUCAAAUUUUUAAUAAUUAUUUAUAGAAUACACUAUAUUUAUAUGAAAAGUCUUAUUUAUAGUUAGAACUCUCUUUUUGUUU